AUGGCCCUGCGGUGCCUGGUGCUGAGCUGGGCCCAGCAGCAGGGUGAGCGGCUGCAGGCGCAGACGGCCAGCCUCGCGGCCGAGCGGGAGGAGAUGGCCCAGCUCAUCGACUGGAUUACGGCCGCCGAGGAGGCGCUGAGCCUGCGGGACCAGGAGCCACUGCCGGAGGAGGCUGAGCAGCUGGAGGAGCUCAAUGCCCAGCACACGGUGUUCAUGGAGGAGCUGAACCGCAAGCAGCCCGAUGUGGAGAAGGUCACCAAGAGCUGCAAGCGGAAGCUGGCCACGGAGCUGGGCCCACCGGCUGCCCGCCGGCUGGCCACACGGCGCCGCAGCACGGGGAAGGUGCAGGGCGUGCCGGCGGUGCCGCUCGGGGGGCUGGAGCCCCAGACACCCCUCAUGGCCCAGCUCCUGCACCGCUGGCAGCAGCUCUGGCUUCUGGCCCUGGACCGGCAGUACCGGCUGGAGACCGCGCUGCAGCGCCUGCGAGAGGAGUUUGCUCACUUUGACUUCGGGGUCUGGAGAAAGCGUUACAUGCAGUGGAUCAGCCAAAUGAAGUCCCGUGUCCUGGAUGUUUUCCGAGGCAUCGACAGGGAUCAGGACGGGCGCAUCAGCCAGCGGGAGUUCAUCGAGAGCGUCCUCUCCUCCAAGUUCCCUACCAACGUCUUGGAGAUGAACGCCGUGGCGAGCAUCUUCGACAUGAAUGGCGACGGCUUCAUCGACUACUACGAGUUUGUCAGUGCCCUGCACCCCAACCGGGACCCGCUGCGCCGGACCGCCGACGCCGACCAGAUCCAGGACGAGGUGAACAGGCAAGUGGCCCAGUGCAACUGUGCCAAGCGCUUCCAGGUGGAGCAGAUCAGCGCCAACAGGUACCGGUUCGGGGAGUCCCAGCAGCUGCGGAUGGUGCGGAUCCUGCGCAGCACCCUGAUGGUGCGGGUCGGUGGGGGCUGGAUCGCGCUGGACGAGUUCCUGGUGAAGAACGACCCCUGCAGAGUGAAGGGAAGGACCAACCUGAAGAUCAACGAGAAGUACCUGUCCCCAGAUGCCUUUGGGGCUGUCGCGGCCAAGUGUGCGGGGAACCAGUCGGCCCCCUCAUCCAAAGUGCUGUCCCCCAGCCGCUCCAACUCCAGCCUCAGCCUUUACAGCAGCGCCUCAGCCCCCAGCAGCCCCUUGGCCAGGAAGUCGGUGCUGCGGCGGACACGCUCCGGAGACCGGUGUCCCCGCUCCCGCGGCUCCCUGCUGCCUGACGGAGCUGAGCUGCAGUUCACCGCGGCCGAGGAGAGCCUGGCCGUGGCACCCCCAGGCGGUGGGACCCCUGCCCUGCUGACGCAUGCUCACGUCACCCCGCUAACUGGACAGCAGUAG
Molecule: messenger RNA, 1365 nt
Organism: Gavia stellata (red-throated loon)
Lineage: Eukaryota; Metazoa; Chordata; Aves; Gaviiformes; Gaviidae
Product: microtubule-actin cross-linking factor 1, isoforms 6/7-like
Exons: 11
Coding region: 1-1365 (454 amino acids)
Biological process (GO): regulation of microtubule-based process; regulation of focal adhesion assembly; wound healing
Cellular component (GO): actin cytoskeleton; cytoplasm; intermediate filament
Molecular function (GO): cadherin binding; microtubule binding; calcium ion binding
Source: RefSeq, a predicted model, not a curated record